Messenger RNA from Gongylonema pulchrum, 726 nucleotides. NCBI's taxonomy places the organism in Eukaryota, Metazoa, Nematoda, Chromadorea, Rhabditida, Gongylonematidae. The record is from the annotation of a GenBank genome assembly.
AUGAAGCCAAGUCGAGUGGUGGGGACAAAGUAUGGUUUAGUGGAGGGAGUGCGCCUGGUGGACGAUGGCGACUGCCAGAUCGACGCUUAUCUCGGAAUUCCCUUCGCCAAACCUCCAAUUGGCGCACUGCGUUUCAAGAAACCGGAACCACCAGAUGCUUGGGAAGGCAUCAGAAAAACUGUGAAGUUUGGUCCACGCGCACCGCAAAAGGAAUUCAUCUGGAGUCGAUGGAUGGCGGCAGUGAAAACCGACGAAGACUGUUUGUACCUCAAUGUUUUUUCGCCAGUACCAACUGCAGCAGCAGCGGAAAAUCAGUUCAGCGUAGCUUGUUUAUUGCUUGUCAUUGCCAUAACUUCUAAUGAAAAAUUAAAUGAAGUUUUGCAUCAGAAUGGUCUUGCUGUAAUGGUGUUUGUGCAUGGCGGUGGUUUUCUGAUCGAUUCUGCCUCAAAAUACGGCGAUAUUGGAAUUUGCAAUAAUUUAUGUCGUCACGAUGUUGUGGUCGUAACGGUGCAGUACCGUCUUGGCUUGCUUGGCUUCUUUUGUACUGGUGACGAGGCGUGUCCGGGUAACAAUGGCUUAUGGGAUCAGGCGAUGGCUCUGAAAUGGGUUCAGGAUAACAUAAGUGCUUUUAAUGGUGAUCCUGGGCGUAUCACAGUGUUUGGCCAAAGUGCCGGUGGCGCAUGUGUUGAUCUCUUGUCGCUUUCCCCAGUAACAAGAGGUUAUUGA